CGUCAUUCUGGGCCGAUGCAUCCCAUCUCCUGACCGAGAAAUACCGCGCUCCCGCAUAAACCUUCAAUACGCACUCAGCAGCACGGCAUGUGAGUUGACAGACCACAAGAACCCGUCUCCGGCCCAAGUUACCCGGCCACCAUGGCAGCGAACCGCCUGACCUUCCUGUACCCGCACCUCUUCCGAGGAGGUGGCCGUUGGACCGACCCCGCAGCAUCACAGGCCGUGCGUAGCUCUCGUCGCAAACAGCCAUCGGCCCGGUCCCCGACAUCCCUAUGCGGCCAACAUGCUACCCCAUAUACGACGCCCUCGGCAAGGAGGCAGGCCGUCUUUGCCAAGCGGGCCGGGAAGGGCAUAGAGCCUCUGUCGCUGGAUGGAUCCAAGUCGCAGUCGAAGGGUGAGGGAGGGAAGCCGGAAGGGCAAGAUCCCGCGCAGGCCACCACGCAGCCGACACCAACCACACCGCCACCAUCUGGCAAUGGAAGCCGACAGUCUACCUCUCCUCCCCAAUUCGACCUUCCCCAGACCAUCGAGCUACCCCCGCCGGGAGACAUCGACCCUGUCACCCAAACCAAGAAAGGCAGUCCAAUGGACGAAAUCCUACACAUAGGCCCUCCACCGGACUCUCUCCCCCCGCCGCCGCCCACGAUUGUUGCCGCUGAGUUGCCCAGGGAUUCUAGCAACAAGAGCAGCACCGGCACCGGCACCGACACGGACACUUCCCCGUUCAAAAACACGAAACCCCCACACCUCACUCCACCCCCCUACAUCCACCACUUUGACUCGUACACGCUCGUCAAGCAGCUCACAGCCGGCGGCUACACGCUCCCACAAGCCAUCCUCGCCAUGAAGGCGAUCCGCACCAUCCUGGCCUCCAACCUGGACGUGGCACAGGCCGGCCUGGUGUCCAAGGCCGACGUCGAGAACGAGACAUACCUCUUCCGGGCGGCGUGCAGCGAGCUGAGCGCCGAGGUGCGCAAUAACCGCCGCGUGGCCGAUGAGCAGCUGCGGCAGCAGCGCACCCUGCUGCAGCACGAGGUCGACAUCCUCGCGCAGCGGCUCAACCAGGAGCUGCUGACGCUGAAUGACAGCGUGCGGGGCAUGUUCAACGACAGGCGGAUGGCGGUGCGCGAGGAGCAGAAGGCUGUUGAGAGUCGGAUUCAACAAAUCAACUACAAAAUCAGCGUCACCCUCAACAGCGACGCCAGGUCCGACAUUGAGGGCUUGCGGUGGGUGCUGAUCCGGCGAUCGGUCCUUGGUAUCAUCUUCAUGGCUGUGCUCACGCUGAGCACCAUCCGGUACACCACCUACAUGGGCCGCAAGCGGCAAAAGGAGGCUGAGCGGCUGGCGAAAGAGGCCGAGGAGCUGAAGAAGAACGACGGGAGGUCGGACCUGUCGCCCGGGCCUGACGCGGCCGAGAUCUUGGCGGCAAAUUGACGGCCCAGAAUAACGGAAUCAGCACCGGAUUACACAUAGACAUGAUUGCAUAGCGAGCGCGAGGGGCUGGAGCCGGAGCCGGAACCGGAGCCAGGUUACAUAGAUGACAUCCAUGGCCGACCCGAGUCGCCAUCUUGGAUUCCAACAUAGAAAAAUAUACUUGGCUGAAUUAGACUGGCC
Parathielavia appendiculata is the source of this 1617-nucleotide messenger RNA. RefSeq lists its product as uncharacterized. The transcript is spliced from 2 exons. The record is from RefSeq and is a predicted model, not a curated record. Lineage: Eukaryota; Fungi; Ascomycota; Sordariomycetes; Sordariales; Chaetomiaceae. Gene Ontology annotation, cellular component: mitochondrion. The coding region runs from base 142 to 1437 and encodes 431 amino acids.